CUACAUGCAUAACAACGAAAAUACAAACUGUACCUUGCUAGGUUAGCCACCGAGGAGCUUCUCAACAUUAGCUAGCAAAUACAACUCUUAUUCUGGAGUUUUGGGAAAUGACAGUCCGUGCAAGAAAUUAAGGAAAGCAUUCUCUUUGCAAAGUCCGAAGCGUUUGGAUUAUUUGGUUUGAAUCCGUCUUUGAUUUAAACGAGGUGCAGAAUCCUUCUUGCUUGGUGUACAGAGAAGCAGAAGCACUCAGUCCAGCAGAUCCAGAAAAUGUUAAAGAAAUGAUAGCAGCGCAGGAUUUGCACACAGACUUUCAAUUUUCUCAAGAGGCAGAAUCUCAGUGGUCCUCAGAUACUGACUUUGAGGAUCCUGAUGGCAAAGAUGCAAAGACAGGAAAGGGCAUGGCAGCCAAGAAGGGGAAGAAGGUGCCCGGAGAAAAGACCAAAGGUGGGGGGGCAAGGAAGGCCCCCAGUGCUGGCAAGGUGAACGGCCAUCAUCAGGAGAAUGGGACGGAGAAUAUGACCCUGUUCGAGGUUGUGAAAAUGGGGAAGAGUGCAACACAGUCUGUUGUUGAUGACUGGAUUGAGGCAUACAAGCAGGACAGGGACGUAGCUCUCUUGGACUUAAUCAACUUUUUCAUUCAGUGCUCUGGAUGUAAAGGGGCCGUGAGUGGAGAGAUGUUCAGAAAUAUGCAGAACUCUGAAAUCAUCCGGAAAAUGACAGAGGAGUUUGAUGAGGACAGCGGUGACUACCCGCUAACGAUGUCAGGGCCACAGUGGAAGAAGUUCAGGAUAAGCUUCUGUGACUUCAUUGCGGUUUUGGUGCGUCAGUGCCAGUACAGCAUUAUUUACGAUGAGUAUAUGAUGGACACCAUCAUUUCACUGCUCACCGGACUAUCUGACUCUCAGGUCAGGGCAUUCAGACACACAAGCACACUCGCAGCGAUGAAGUUGAUGACGGCUUUGGUGAACGUCGCUCUAAAUCUGAGCAUCAAUAUGGACAACACGCAGAGACAGUAUGAGGCGGAGAGGAACAAGGUCAUUGCAAAAAGAGCCAACGACAGGUUGGAGCUCCUGUUACAGAAGCGUAAAGAGCUUCAAGAAAAUCAAGAUGAAAUUGAAAACAUGAUGAAUGCAAUUUUCAAAGGAGUGUUUGUUCACAGAUAUCGUGAUUCUAUUGCUGAGAUCCGAGCUAUCUGUAUUGAGGAGAUUGGAAUGUGGAUGAAGCUGUACAGUGACGCCUUCCUCAAUGACAGCUACCUGAAGUAUGUUGGCUGGACAAUGCAUGACAAGCAAGGUGAGGUGCGCCUGAAGUGCGUGAAUGCCCUACAGGGCCUGUUCUACAGCCGAGAGCUCGGCGCCCGUCUGGAGCUCUUCACAAGUCGCUUCAAGGAUCGCAUCGUGUCUAUGACUCUGGACAAGGAAUAUGAUGUUGCAGUGCAAGCCAUUAAACUUCUGACUCUGGUCUUGCAGAGUAGUGAUGAGGUUCUGACAGCGGAGGACUGUGAGAGCGUUUAUCAUCUGGUUUACUCCGCACAUCGACCCAUCGCUGUUUCAGCAGGAGAAUUCCUCUUUAAGAAGCUCUUCAGCCACCGUGGCCCUGAGGAAGAGGGAUUACCCAGGAGGGGCAGGCAGAGCCUCAAUGGAGGCCUUAUCAAAACUACUGUCUUCUUCUUCUUGGAGAGCGAGCUCCAUGAGCAUGGGGCCUACCUGGUGGAUAGCUUGUGGGAGUGUGGCUCCGAGCUGCUGAAGGACUGGGAGACGAUGAUCAGCCUGCUGCUGGACGAGCCUAUGGCAGGAGAGGAGGCCCUGACCGAUCGCCAGGAGACGGCUCUGGUGGAGAUCAUGCUCUGUGCCAUUCGGCAGGCUUGUGAGUGCCACCCUCCUGUCGGCAGAAGCACAGGGAAGAGGGUCCUGACUGCGAAGGAGAAGAAAACCCAGCUGGAUGAUCGGACCCGGAUCACAGAGAUGUUUGCAGUCGCACUGCCUCUGUUAUUGGCAAAGUACUGUGUUGAUAUCGAUAAGGUGACCAAUCUACUACAAAUACCAAAGUUCUUUGAUCUUGACAUCUACACAACUGGCCGUCUGGAAAAGCAUUUGGAUGCCUUGCUGCGGCAAAUCUGGGAGGUCCAGGAUAAGCACACAGACACUGAGGUCCUGGAAGCCUGCUCUACCACCUACCACUAUCUCGCCAACGAAGAGUUCACCAUCUUCAACCGCGUGGACAUCGCCCGCUCCCAGCUACUCGACGAGCUGGUAGACAAGUUUAACAGACUCCUGGAGGACUUCCUGCAGGAGGGUGAAGAACCAGAUGAGGAUGAUGCCUACCAGGUUUUAUCUACACUCAAGAAGAUCAGCGCUUUCCACAAUGCACACGACCUCUCUAAGUGGGAUCUCUUCACCAGCAACUACAGGCUGCUGAACACCGGCCUGCAGAACGGGGAUAUGCCUGAGCAGAUUGUGAUUCACUCACUGCAGUGCACACAUUACAUCAUCCUGUGGCAUCUAGCAAAGGUUUCAGACGGCGGCUCAAUAAAGGGUGAUAUGGUGACCUUGAGAAAGCAAAUGAGAGCGUUCUGCUUAAUGUGUCAGCGUUACCUAAAUGGCAUCAACAACGCAGUUAAAGAGCAGGCCUUCACCAUUCUAUGUGAUCUCCUACUGAUCUUCAGUCACCAAAUUAUGUCUUCAGGCCGGGAACAACUGGAGCCUCUGGUCUUCAUGCCAGACUCCUCUUUGCAGGCAGAUCUGCUCAACUUCAUCCUAGAUCAAGUGUUCAUUGAUCAGGAUGAUGACAACAACAGCACAGAUGGACAGCAAGAUGAUGAAGCCAGUAAAAUUGAGGCUCUGCACAAGAGAAGAAACCUUCUAGCUGCCUACUGUAAAUUAAUCACUUUCAAUGUGGUGGAAAUGAACACCGGAGCAGAUAUAUUUAAACAGUACAUGAGGUAUUACAAUGACUACGGAGAUAUCAUCAAGGAGACGAUGAGUAAAACGAGACAAAUCGACAAGAUACAAUGUGCAAAGACACUUGUGUUGAGCCUGCAAAUGUUAUUCAAUGAGAUGUUGUCUGAACUUGGCUUCAAUGUCGACCGCUCAACAUCAGCCUUCUGUGGCAUCAAAGAGCUCGCCCGACGCUUCUCGUUGACUUUUGGCUUGGACCAGUUGAAGACCAGAGAAGCUAUUGCCAUGUUGCAUAAGGAUGGAAUUGAGUUUGCUUUUAAGGAACCGAGUCCCCAAGGACCAGGGAGUCCACCUCUCAAUCUCGCUUUUUUGGAUGUACUGAGUGAGUUCUCCAGCAAACUACUUCGGCAGGAUAAGAGAACAGUUCACACGUACCUGGAGCGAUUCAUGACGGUUCAGAUGGCCCUGCAGCGAGAGGACUGCUGGCUUCCCCUCAUCUCGUACAGGAACUCCCUGCAGGCGAGAGGGGACGAUGACACCAUGUCUGUCCUCAGUGGGAUCAGCAGUCGGGGGUCCACCAGGAGCAAGAAGCCCAAGCCAGCCACUGCUAACAAACGGAAGUAUCCUGAAGCAGAAGAGAGCAGCUGCAGCAGCAGCGAUGCAGUCUGGAUGAACCGUGAGCAGAACGUGCAGACGCCAGUAAUGAUGCAUUCGCCCCACCUCACCUCCACCGUGCUGAGGGAUCCAAAGAAGAUGCGGCCAGAAGACAGCUACACCGGUGCAUACACCAUGCCAACAGAGCAGCAUCCUCAUCAGCCUGUGCCUCUCCAGCAGCAGCAGCCACACCAUCAUCAUCAGGCUGCCAUUGAUUACAAUACACAGGUUACUUGGAUGUUGACACAAAGACAACAAGCUGAGGCCCGUCAGCAGCAAGAGCGGGUCAGCAUGCAAUACGCCAAGAUGAGGAACCACAUGCAGCAAGCGAUUCGCCGAGGCUCAGGGCUCAUGGAGGACGAUGAGGAGCCAAUAGUGGAGGAUGUGAUGAUGUCAUCAGAGGACCGCUUGGAGGACAUGAAUGAGGGCAUGGACUUUGACACAAUGGACAUUGAUUUGCCGGCAUCAAAGAAUCGCAGAGAGAGAACUGAACUAAAACCGGACUACUUUGAUCCGUCUUCAAUCAUGGAUGACUCUGUUCUCAAUGUUUCAAUGUUCUAAAACAAAUGGAUGCAUCAAAGAGAAUGUGUUAUCAAAUCCUUGGAAGAUAAGAUGGAGGACUGUUCUCUGUGAAAAUCAGAAUGGAGCGAAUUGGACUGCUAUAAAUGGUUUGUGAGACACCAACGUUUGCCUCUUUAACACUUUGUUAAAAAAUGUAGAACGAAAGCUUGAAUUUGAAUUUUAUUCUGAUAUUUUCACACACAGGACUCAUGUCACAUUGCAGCUGCAAUGUUGCAAUGUUUCUGCUUUUGUUCAGUUAACCUUAAAACAACUUGAUGUUAGUCUAGCAGUACAUACAAUAUGUGGCAGGUGCAUGGUGACGGGAUAAUAACAGAUUGAAAUUCAAAUUAGUUAUAUAUAUACCUUUAAUCUUUUUCAUUCAGUAGACAGGAGUUGUCUGAUGUAAAUACAUAGUGGCCAAUAUACAGGAGGGGUGGACAUAAUUUCAUGAACACCAGUUGAUAAAAAUACAAUAACCCUGCAAAAUAAUACUUCAGCAUUCAGUUGUUGUCAAACACUAUAAUGACACUGCACUUUGUCACAGAGGUAUUAAUUCAUGUCUAUGGUCAUUUAACAGCCAUAUUUUUAGAAAUGAUCAUAGGCUCCAAUCAAUUCUUCUCUGAUGCAGUCUUAACAGAAAUUGAACAUCAUAAGACUUGUCAAAUCUACAUUAUUACAGGGCUAUUGAAUUGGACUGCAUUAUAUUGUAAAGGUGUCGGUGAUAUUGUGUUUACCUGCCAUACUUUAAACUGUAGAAUUUGGCAUGGCAUGUAGCCAUAUAUCGAAACAUGUAUACAGUAAAGUAUAAUGUGAACUGGCGUCUCAUAAUGCUCAAAGGCCUUGCCAGAAAUUAUAUACGACAUUCUCAGAUUUCUUUGUGAUGGUAUUUUUUAGAAAUGUCUUUGUUCUGCUUUUAUACCUUAUAGAUGACUUUCAUUUAUAGAUAUUUUGUAAUGACAAUCAAAUGUAAAUGAAUGGUUUCUAAUCAUGUUAUUUCACAUAGAUGCUGAAAUAAUCCUUUUUAAUGAAAAUGAUUAUGUUACUAAAGAUAUGGCCAGUUGUUUGUAUUUUAUUUGAAUCUCUUUAAUAUGGAUGGGGCAGAAGUAAAGCAGUGCUCAAAUGAAGUAAUUUGACAAAUUGAUGGCUGCAGCUAAAAUUAUUUUUUAUUAUUGGGAGCAUUCACAGUAUCAUACAUACAAUUUUGACUCAACCUUAAACAUGUCAUUUCUCCUGUAUCUUAACCCUUUUUUCCACAGUAAAUUAUCUAAUAAAAAUGAUAUGCCAUAGAUUAAAUCUUUAAUUGAAAGGAUUUUUUUAAAUGGGUGAGAAAGCUGUGUGUUUUUUUUUUCCAGUUUGAAAGUGUGCAGAGGAUUUUUUCAAAAGCCAAUUUAUUUGAUGAGCCACUGUUGUGUGUGUGUGUAUAAGAGUAAUAGAAUUAUUCUAAAUAACAGUUUUAGAAUGCUUUAGUCAUCUAUCAUAGUAUCAGAAUUGUAUAUUAUACAAUUAUAGAUGUGUAAUAUAUUGUGAAUCGGUGCUCAUUUUAUCCUCGUUUCUGUUUGCUUGACAUUUUAGGGAAAGUUUAAAUAGAAUGUAACUAUUUGAAGUUCACCUACUACCUUGCAAGUAUACAUACAGUACAUUGUUUUUUGUCUGUUAAUGGAUUGUUGCGAUAUUUCUUUACCUCUGUGUAUAGAUCUGGUGGGCAGAUUAAGAUUUAAUGGGAAAUGGUGUAUUCAUAUUGUAGUAAGAAACAAAACCCUAAUUUUCCUCAGAAGCUGGACAAAACAGAUCACAUUGUUUUUAACAUUGCCAUAUACAGUACAUACUGACUAUUCAUGAGGCAGAUGAGAGAAAAACAUCUUAGAAUUGACUGUAUAUUUACAUUAAUCCUUCAUUUUGAAUCUUUGUUUGCAUUGAACUGCUGAAAAUGUGCAUACAUCUGUGUUUACACAUAUUUAAAUAUUUGUGUAUAUUAAAUUUGUGUUUUUAUUCUA
This is a messenger RNA of Eleginops maclovinus (Patagonian blennie), 6106 nucleotides long. RefSeq names its product STAG2 cohesin complex component a (gene stag2a). The transcript has 34 exons. Gene Ontology annotation, biological process: sister chromatid cohesion. Gene Ontology annotation, cellular component: nucleus; chromatin; cohesin complex. The record is from RefSeq and is a predicted model, not a curated record. Gene Ontology annotation, molecular function: chromatin binding. The coding region runs from base 279 to 4112 and encodes 1277 amino acids. NCBI's taxonomy places the organism in Eukaryota, Metazoa, Chordata, Actinopteri, Perciformes, Eleginopidae.